Molecule: messenger RNA, 942 nt
Organism: Clupea harengus (Atlantic herring)
Lineage: Eukaryota; Metazoa; Chordata; Actinopteri; Clupeiformes; Clupeidae
Gene: bnip3la
Product: BCL2 interacting protein 3 like a
Biological process (GO): mitochondrial outer membrane permeabilization; defense response to virus; positive regulation of apoptotic process
Cellular component (GO): mitochondrial outer membrane; mitochondrial envelope; nucleus
Source: RefSeq, a predicted model, not a curated record
GGAUGGUGGGUCCGUUUGCGCGCUCCCGCUUUGGAAUAUGCGCGUCAUGCUGAGUGACUGCUGACUGGCGAGGCAACAUGUCCACCACAGUCGCUGCUCAGCAAAACAACAACGAAGAACCAGGACUUAACGGGUCCUGGGUUGAACUAGAGAUGAAUGGAAACCCGCCCCCCCCCUCUCAGCUCCUGCAACUUGCAGCACACACCCCUGCCUUCCCCGACAACGGCAACGAGGGGGAGACAGUGCCCCCUGCUGCCCUGGAGGUAGUGCAGGAGGAGGAGGAGGAGGUUCUGACAGGAGGGCUGGAGCACGUGCCCUCCUCCUCCUCCAUCCACAAUGGAGACAUGGAGAUGAUCCUCCUCGAUGCACAGCACGAGUCCAGCCCAAGCAGCUCCUCCUGCAACAGCCCCCCCAGACCCCACAGUCCAGACCAGGACGACGGGCAGAUCACCUUUGAUGUGGACAUGCCCAGUGGCGGGGAGAGUCAGUCUGAGGACGACGCAGGGGAGAAGGACGGAGUCAGAGACGGAGACGGAGACGAGGACAUCCUCAUGACCAAGGAAGCAGACUGGGUAGCAGACUGGUCCAGCCGGCCUGAAAACAUCCCUCCAAAGGAGUUCCACUUCAGGCACCCGCGACGCUCUGUGAGUCUCAGCAUGAGGAAGACGGGAGCGAUGAAGAAGGGAGGCAUGUUCUCCGCCGAGUUCCUCAAAGUCUUCAUCCCCUCCCUCCUCCUGUCCCACAUCCUGGCCCUGGGCAUCGGAGUCUACAUCGGGAAGAGACUGGCCACACCCUCCACAAGCUCCUUUUAAACCCCCAACUACAACAGUGCCUGGACAUUCUCUCUCUCUCAUUCUUACGUACACACACACACACACACUCACACACAUCAACACACACAUUAUUGCCUGGACACUUUCUCUCUUAAACACACACACCACA